CAAGGAUGACAUCCGAUAUCUCAAGAGCGCUGAUUCCUAUAAAAUGCAUGGAGGAUUGAGUUUGCUUCGGCGUCAAUUUGGCAUUACUUGCGCAACUUACUGCCCAAACACAGUGGCCAUUGCAUCUAGCAUCUCCUGCAAGAACUACCCUCACCAAGGUUUCCACCACAGCGUCGCAAAAAUGUCCAAUUUCGACAAAUUCAACGGCAAUACGGCUGAUAAGCCGCCCAAGAAUGAAAUGGUCUAUCUUCCUGGUGUGAUGUCGCCCAAUCGGAAGUUUGGAGUUUUCCGCAAAGUUCUACAUACAGGCUUGUACUCCCAAUUCGUUGCUAUGGAAGUACCAGUGAAUGGAGAAAUUGGAGAUGAGAUUCACACUGUCGACCAGACGCUCAUCUUCACGCACGGCAAGGGAAAGGCUAUCGUCGCUGGAAAGGAGCAGGAGAUCAAGGAGGGCGAUGUGGUCAUCGUUCCCGCAGGUACCCAGCAUCAAUUCCUUAACAUUGGCGAUGUCCCCUUGGAAGUGGUGACAAUCUAUGCGCCUGCCGAGCAUUAUCCGAAUACCAUGCACCAAACCAAGGCAGAAGGAGAUGCACAGGAAGAAAAGGGCGAAGAUGAGGCCCCGGAGUGGAGUCAGCGAAGCAAGGCCGAAAAUGAGAAGCUGGGGCUAGUGAAGGGGGAGUGAGCGUCUAUAGAACUACAUCAGGCAUGUGACGCCCGUAGUCUCGUCUUCGUGUUCCAGGCGACAACUGUAUUUAAUGAUGUCUGAUCAAUCGUUACUUAUGGCAUAUUUCGAAUUAAUGCA
This is a messenger RNA of Aspergillus novofumigatus IBT 16806, 802 nucleotides long. Its product is annotated as cupin domain-containing protein. The record is from RefSeq and is a predicted model, not a curated record. The transcript is spliced from 2 exons. Bases 182 to 682 code for a protein of 166 amino acids. Lineage: Eukaryota; Fungi; Ascomycota; Eurotiomycetes; Eurotiales; Aspergillaceae.